Humulus lupulus (European hop) is the source of this 1518-nucleotide messenger RNA. RefSeq lists its product as uncharacterized. The record is from RefSeq and is a predicted model, not a curated record. The transcript is spliced from 2 exons. The coding region runs from base 1 to 1518 and encodes 505 amino acids. Lineage: Eukaryota; Viridiplantae; Streptophyta; Magnoliopsida; Rosales; Cannabaceae.
AUGGUAAGAACUCGUGGUGCUUCCUCCAAGAAGACUCCUGUUUCUCAAUCCCGAAAGGUUCCAUCUCCUUUGCCUCCUCCGUCUGUGUCAACAGCGCCUCUUUCUGUUCCAGCAGCUGCGACAUCUGUUGGAAAGUCCUGCAAAUCCAAGGCAUGCAAGAAGGUGUUUUCGCUCUCUCAUGAACAUUCUAUGGUGUUUCCAGAUAUCUCUGCUGACAUUGUUGCACCACCAUCUGAAGUGGUGGUGCCCUCUCGAGCCAAGGACCAUUCUCCUCUUCCGUUUGAUUCGUCUUUGGAGGUUAGGGCAAAAUCGAAAUCCGUUUCCUCCUCUUCCAAAGCUGCUGCUACUGGGUUGCUCAAAUUGCCCUUGAAGCCGAGUCAGUCCAAGAAAAAUUCUGUGACUCCCAAAAGGAAAUUGGGGUUGGACGCAUCUCUUUCUCCCUUGUCUGCUGCCAAGAAAAAAUUGAAGGCUCAUCCCCCUUCACUGUCUUCCUCCGAAUCUAAUCCUGAGGAAGAAAAGUCAGAAUCUGAAGCAACCCAUGAUACCACAUUGUCUGAUGAAACAGUUCCUGACAAUGCAGAAUCAGAGGCUGAGUCUGAUGAGCCAGAAAAAGAAGACAUUGUCCCCUCUGAACAAGAAGCCGAAUCUGACUUAGACCACAUUGCAUCUCCUUUGACAUCCAAAGCUAAAGGGAAGAAACCUAUUUCUGGUUCUACACCUUCUCCAAAACAUUCAGGUUCUUUGGUUAAAUUUUCUGGUUUUGUGGAUAGAAUAGUCAAGGAAUUCUAUGCCAAUCUUACUAAUGAAAUUAUUGAACCUUCAUCUCCUCUGUAUAACAAAGUGUUUGUUAGGGGCCAUUGGUUCUCUUUUUCUCCUCAAGACAUUGCUCUUGCUUUGCAUCUUCCCCUUGAUGUCGAGGAUGAUGUUGAUGGUGCUUCUCUUGACAAGGACAUGGUUAUCACUGUGUUGGUAGGUCAAAAAAUGGUAUGGCCAUCUAAUACAGUCAUCUCAGUCUCCAAUCUCACCUACACUUAUGAUGUCCUCCAUAAGUUUGCCACAAUAAAUUGGAAGCCCACUUCCCACACGGCCACUAUCUCUUUUGAUAUGGCAUCAUUUUUGUACAAGGUGGGGACCGAUGUUGGUGUAAAUUUGGCUUUGGUUAUUCAUGAUCAAAUCAUUGGGUUUCGCAAAGGUAAUAGGAAAAACUUGAAUCUUCCUUUUCCUCAAGUUAUUUAUAAAGUGUUGAGUUUGCAGAAAAAAGAUCUCCAACGUGAUCAAGAAGACUUGGUGGCACCCACUACUGCUGCUUCCUACAAGGCCUCUGCCCCUCCUACUGAAGCCACUGCUGCUCCUUCCUCCAAGAAAGUCAAGCCCCAAUAUUCAGGACUUGUUGCAACAGAAAUAGCUGCUAUUCGAGCCUCUGUUGAUUCUUUGACUGCUCGAGUGAUGUCAAUUGAAGGACUGCAACGUUCUGUGUUGGAGGCUGUUCAAUCUCUGUCCAAAGAUCCAGUUGUUUAG